GAUGUCCGUGUGUAAAAAAAAUGCAAAAGGAGCCAUUCAAACCAGUUAUUCAAAAUAUUAUUAAUGAACUGCUGCAUGGUCUCGAGAAACGCAUGGAAAAUGUUGAACACAGCAAAACAAUAGCACUUGCUACUCUUUUAGAUCCCAGAUUCAAACUUGCUGUCUUCAAAGACGAAACUGCAAAGCAAUUGAUCAAAAAAACAUGUACAGAACUUUUAGCUGCAAUCUGGACAGAGACACAUGGCAAACCUUGCACAGCAGAUGAUGAAGAAAUUGGUAACACUCAAAACAAAGAUGGCAACGUAGAUUCCGCAAAAUUUUCCGUCUGGGAGGACGUUGACAACAUAAUUGCCAAGGAGAAACCUACAGGUACGAAGACCUCCGCUGCAAUUGUCGAGUUGAACCGGUACUUAGAUGACAGCUAUCUAGGACGGAAAAAAGAUUCCUAUGGGCUGGUGGAAAGAGAAUCAACAUGUGGCCAGCUCGCUCAAGAUGGAGGUGAUGUUUUGCACUCUGAUGACGAUGUGUUCGAUAUCAACAGUGAGCUGGACGACACAUUAUUUAGUGGCGUUACAAGUACAAAAUACAGACUCAACGAGUGUUAG
This is a messenger RNA of Homalodisca vitripennis (glassy-winged sharpshooter), 605 nucleotides long. RefSeq lists its product as uncharacterized. The coding region runs from base 21 to 605 and encodes 194 amino acids. The transcript has 3 exons. The record is from RefSeq and is a predicted model, not a curated record. NCBI's taxonomy places the organism in Eukaryota, Metazoa, Arthropoda, Insecta, Hemiptera, Cicadellidae.